CCAUUCGCCACAUACAUGGCAAGCUCAAUCGUUAGCACCAUGGCACUUUGCAGAGCGCGCAGCGGGCUGCUGCUUCUCGCCAUGGCCCUGCUCCCUCUGGGCAUGGCCACGGACGCCAUCGGCAGUAACUGCGCCGGAACCAGGUACGCUGGCAGCGGCAAGGCCAACAUCGACUCCGUCCUGGCGGACCUCGUCGCCAAGGGCUCCUCGGGAGGCUUCGCCAUGGCCGUUGCCGGCAAGGGUAAUAGCACCGUCGUCUACGGCCUCGCGCAAUGCCGCGGCGACGUCUCCGCCAGCGACUGCUCCGCCUGCCUCGCGGACGCCGCCAAGCAGCUCCCCGCCGCCUGCAGCUACCAGUCCGACGCCAGAAUAUGGUACGACUUCUGCUUCAUGCGGUACGAUAACACAGACUUCGCCGGGCAGUCGGACACGGGCGCCGGCGUGAUCCUGGUGAACGUGCAGGCGGCCGACGACCCCAAGCCGUUCAAGAAGGCGGUGGGGAAGGUGAUGAACAAGGCGACGGCGCAGUCGUCGGCGUCGGGCCGCGCGGGGCUCGGCAGGUCCAAGGACCAGUACACGCCAUUCGUCACCAUCUACGGCCUGGCGCAGUGCACGCGGGACCUCGCGCCGCUGGCGUGCGCGCAGUGCGUCUCGGUGGCGCUGUCCAAGUUCGGCGACUACUGCGGCGCGCAGCAGGGCUGCCAGAUCAACUACAGCAGCUGUAGGGUGCGCUACGAGAUCUACCCCUUCUACUUCCCGCUCGACGGCGCCGAUGGCCGCGCCACCACCGAUAUGACGAAAUACACCAAGAUCGUCGUGCACGCUUGACGUAGAGGCUCCUUGCACAUGUCCGAUGUGCUUCAUGCAAUAACGUACUAUUGCUAUUAUUAUCGUACUUUUGGUGUUUAUUAGAUGCAAGUGAGACGUGAUAUUUGAGCUGCAUGCACUUAAUAAGCGGGUGUUAUGUAAGCUGUAGAAUAAAAUUAUGAACGAAGCUCCGGUACUUGCAGUCGUUGCUAGAUGGUUCACAAACAUGGUUGUAAUUUUUAUUACCUCUGUUGUUCUUUGUACUGUUA
Molecule: messenger RNA, 1076 nt
Organism: Triticum aestivum (bread wheat)
Lineage: Eukaryota; Viridiplantae; Streptophyta; Magnoliopsida; Poales; Poaceae
Product: cysteine-rich repeat secretory protein 55
Exons: 1
Coding region: 16-828 (270 amino acids)
Source: RefSeq, a predicted model, not a curated record